Triplophysa dalaica is the source of this 3840-nucleotide messenger RNA. RefSeq names its product eukaryotic translation initiation factor 4, gamma 2a (gene eif4g2a). The transcript has 21 exons. The annotation marks the transcript as partial. NCBI's taxonomy places the organism in Eukaryota, Metazoa, Chordata, Actinopteri, Cypriniformes, Nemacheilidae. Gene Ontology annotation, cellular component: eukaryotic translation initiation factor 4F complex. Gene Ontology annotation, molecular function: protein binding; translation initiation factor activity; mRNA binding. The record is from RefSeq and is a predicted model, not a curated record.
ACUAUCAAAGCUGAAGUUCUUUUCGAAAAGGCCGUGUUCUACACCCCCACCCUUUCACCAUCAUUCUUUUUGAGGAUCUUUCAUUGUCAAGCCGCCAAAGUGGAGAGUGUGAUUGCAGAGGGGGGUGCUUCUCGUUUCAGUGCUUCUUCGGGCGGAGGAGGAGGUAGGGGUGCAUCUCAGCACUAUCCCAAGUCUGUCGGCAACAGCGAGUUCCUGGGGAAAACCCCAGGGCUUAACGUUCAGAGAUGGGUUCCUUCACGAAGCACUAGACGAGAUGUCAACUCCUCCAACGAAAAAGAACGACACGAUGUAAUCUUCAGAAAAGUGAGAGGCAUACUGAAUAAACUGACCCCUGAGAAGUUUGACAAGCUAUGCCUUGAGCUCCUGAAUGUGGGCGUAGAUUCAAAGCACGUCCUCAAGGGAAUCAUCUUGCUGAUUGUAGACAAAGCCCUUGAAGAACAGAAGUAUAGCUCGCUAUAUGCUCAGCUAUGUCUGCGUUUGGCAGAAGAUGCUCCGAACUUUGAUGGCCCGUCAGCAGAGAUCCCGUUAUCACAAAAGCAGAGCACUACAUUCAGGAGACUUCUGAUUUCCAAACUGCAAGAUGAAUUUGAAAACCGUACCAGAAACGUUGACAUCUUUGAUAAAAAUGACACCCCACUCACCUCUGAGGAGGAGGAGCAGCGUGCCAUCGCCAAGAUCAAAAUGCUGGGCAACAUCAAAUUCAUUGGAGAGCUUGGCAAACUCGAUCUCAUUCACGAGUCUAUCCUUCAUAAAUGCAUCAAAACACUUCUGGAAAAGAAGAAAAGAGUCCAACUUAAGGAUAUCGGGGAGGAUUUGGAGUGCCUCUGUCAGAUAAUGAGAACCGUGGGGCCAAGACUGGACCACGAGAAAGCCAAGUCUUUAAUGGAUCAGUACUUCGGUCGUAUGCAAUCCUUAAUGAACAACAAGGAUUUGCCUGCUAGGAUACGGUUCCUACUUCAAGAUACCAUGGAGUUGCGGGAGAACAUCUGGGUGCCUCGGAAAGCUUUUAUCGAUAAUGGACCGAAGACCAUCAACCAGAUCCGGCAGGAUGCUGUAAAGGAUUUGGGUGUUUUUAUUCCACCAAUGAUUCAAGGAAUGAGGACAGAUUUCUUUCAAGAGGGCCAAUUUCUGCCAACAAGAAUUAAAUCUGACCGAGAGACUCUUGGGGGGCUGGCCGAUAUGUUUGGGCAGAUGCCAGGUAGUGGGAUUGGAACCGGCCCUGGGGUCAUUCAGGACAGGUAUUCCCCCACCAUGGGGCGCCGCACAAACCCUCUUUUCAACGGGCACGCUGGCCACAUGGCACCCGCUCCCCAGCCCUAUAUCAAAUCCAACCAGGGGCAGAAUCUGCUUUUCCAGAAUCAGACUCAUUUAACACAACAGCAAGCUCAGUCCAAGGACAUGGCACCACGGUUUAUUAAGAAAGGACAGCUCAAUGCUGAUGAGAUCAGCCUGAGACCAGCUCAGUCGUUUAUUUUGAACAAAAACUCAAUGCCAAAGCUGCAGCCACAGAUCCCCACAAUGAUCCCUCCCAGCGCUCAACCUCCACGUACAUCCACUCCACCACUGGGGCAGCCGCCUCAGCUUGGCUUGAAAACCAACCCGCCUCCAAUUCAAGAAAAGCCACAGAAGAUAAGCAAAAAGCCUCCUCCAGCUAAAGAGGAACUCCUUAAGAUGACUGAAACCGUUGUGACCACUUACCUGAGUAACAAGAACAUGAGCGAGGCAGUGAACGGGGUGAGGGACAUGAAAGCUCCUAAACACUUCCUACCGGAGAUGUUGAGCAAGAUGGUAACAUGCUCACUGGAGAGCCCAGAUGAGGACCGCGAACACGUCAGCACUCUGAUCAACACGCUCCGUGUGGAGGGACUGGUCACUGGGGAGAACUUCAUGCAGGCUUUCCUCAGCGUUCUGGACCAGUGUCCCAAGAUCGAACUGGAUGUUCCCUUGGUUAAGUCCUACCUGGCUCAGUUUGCUGCUCGCGCUAUCAUCGCUGAACUUGUGACCAUGGCAGAGCUGGCCCACCCGCUGGAAAAUGGCACCCACUUUCCUCUCUUCCUCCUGUGCUUGCAGCAAAUGGCCAAACUGAAAGAUCGGGAGUGGCUGACCGACCUGUUUCAGCAAAGCAAGGUCAACAUGCAGAAGAUGCUGCCAGAAAUUGAUCAAAAUAAAGAUCGCAUGCUGGAGAUUCUGGAGGGCAAAGGCCUGAGCUUUUUGUUUCCACUUAUGAAGCUGGAGAAGGAGCUGCUUAAACAGAUCAAAGCAGAUCCCGCCCCGCAAACCAUCUACAAGUGGAUCAAGGACAACAUUUCUCCCAAACUGCAUACUGACAAGGGUUUUGUUAACAUUCUGAUGACCAGCUUCUUUCAGUACAUUUUCAACGAGAUGUAUUUGAAUGCUGGAGAAGAGCAGUUAUCUUCUCCUUCUAAGGAGCAGCUCGACCAGGAGAAGAUUCUGCUACUUGCUUUCAAACCGGUGAUGCAGAAGUUCUUGCACGAUCACGUGGAGCUGCAGGUCAGCGCGCUGUAUGCGCUGCAGGUCCACUGUAACGUCCACGAGUUUCCUAAGGGAAUGUUAUUGCGCUACUUUGUCAACUUUUAUGAUAUGGAGAUAAUUGAAGAAGAGGCCUUCCUUGCAUGGAAAGAAGAUAUUACCCAGGAGUUUCCGGGGAAAGGAAAAGCAUUGUUCCAGGUGAACCAAUGGCUCACCUGGCUGGAGACCGCUGAGGAGGAGGAGUCUGAAGAGGAAGCUGACUGAAGAACCAGCCAAAGCCUUGACGCGCUCACCUCUUCAUCUCUUCCGUUGAGUUUCACUAAAUCUCGCCUGCGUUCUUAACCGCUGCGUUUCAUACCAUGCUGCUGUUAUGUUUAUGCGACGUAAUGCCAACGUUUUACUUUGGGGUCCUCUUUGGCCUCAUUAUUCCAAGCAUGUGAUGACUAGCAUCCGUUAAGUCCCACCCCAGGUGAAUGGUAUUAGCAGCUUAAAACUGCAUAUUUUUUUUAUAUGUAUUUUUCUUUUAAAACAUGUAUUUCAGCCUUUCUUGCUGCUGUUUCUUUUCAGCACAAAAAUGAUAGAAAUGCACUUUGCUCGGUGUCAUGAGUUGCAAUAUUUUCUUUUUGUUACAAAGAAUCCUCAAUUGUAAUCAUUGGUUAUGUAACGUUUUGUUUACCAUGGCUUUCGUUUAUACCUCACUGUAGUAGGCGUAGUGCGCUGCGUGUAAUUCAGUCCUUCAAACAAAAGAUCCGCAAGGUGCUCGAGUCUGAAACAACGGUUUACUUUUCAUUCGCUAUCUGUAAGAUCUCACACUCUUAAAUUCAUUUUUUUUCUGUCUCUUCAUGAUGAUGAACAAAGCCAUGUGGGAGAGAUGAAAUCAUGCGGCCUUUUCCCCCCUCAGUUUAUGAACGGUUCUCUUACCCGUCAUGACGAUACUUGAAUUUUGUGUUUUUGUUUUACAGCAUGUUCAGGGAUUACCAAAUAUCGCCUCUACAGACAACAAUUGGAUCCAUUUUUAACAACAUUUUUAAUUGAUAAAGUAGAAACGAUGUGGAAAAUUGGUAUGGAUGUUGAAGUUACCAAUCGCCGUUUUUGAACCUAACGUUCUGCUUGAUCAUAAUUCCUGUGAUGCGUGACGUGGAUAUUAUGAAUAUUUAUUGAAUCAUGAGGGGAAUCUUAAAGCUUUAUCAUUAUGUAGAUCAACAGACGGCGACUUUCUCAUCCUGUACAAUGAACUGCUAUUUAAAGUGUUACUGUAAGGCAGAAGAGCUCUGAAUGUUCAGUGUACUUUUUACUGUUGCUUUCAAUAAAGUUACACACCAGCAUUUA